AUGGACGUGGUAAAGGCGGCGCAGCUGUCGGGGCGGACGCUGGAGAAGGUGAUGGUGCACCCGCUGGUGCUGCUCAGCAUCAUCGACCACUACAACCGCGUCGCCCGUGACACCAGGAAGCGCGUCGUUAGCGUGCUCCUUGGCACCUCCUCCCGCGGCUUCAUCGACGUCACCAACUCCUACGCCGUGCUGUUUGAGGAGGAUGACAAGGACCCAAGGAUCUGGUUCCUCGACCAUAAUUACCAUGAGUCUAUGUUCUCCAUGUUCAAGAGGAUCAACGCCAAGGAGCAGAUGUUGAUGCUGCUGCCGCCGUCUAUCAGGACUCAGGAGAAGCGAGCAGCUUGCCUGUCCGUGGCAAAGGUGGCGUCCAAAACCAGGGCAUAG
Triticum urartu is the source of this 384-nucleotide messenger RNA. The record is from RefSeq and is a predicted model, not a curated record. NCBI's taxonomy places the organism in Eukaryota, Viridiplantae, Streptophyta, Magnoliopsida, Poales, Poaceae.